Messenger RNA from Truncatella angustata, 2745 nucleotides. RefSeq lists its product as uncharacterized. The transcript has 2 exons. Bases 1 to 2745 code for a protein of 914 amino acids. Gene Ontology annotation, biological process: protein import into nucleus; mRNA export from nucleus; positive regulation of DNA-templated transcription. The record is from RefSeq and is a predicted model, not a curated record. NCBI's taxonomy places the organism in Eukaryota, Fungi, Ascomycota, Sordariomycetes, Amphisphaeriales, Sporocadaceae. Gene Ontology annotation, cellular component: nuclear pore outer ring. Gene Ontology annotation, molecular function: structural constituent of nuclear pore.
AUGGACGCUGAAGGUGACGAUUAUGACAUCGAGGAGGAACUCCUACAAGAAAUCGCCGAUGCUACUACUGAAGACCCAUUUGGUGUCGACAACAUGGACAUUGCCAUGCCCUCCGCUACCGAGCGAAUGCAGAGAGAGGCCGACGAUAUCUUCCGCGCAUCAGCCAUGCGCUCCAUAUCCGGCCCUAGGCGCGAGUUCAACUUUGCCGCUGUUGCCAAGGACCUCUACGGUCAAAUGGGAUAUGCUAAGAUUACCGAGCCGGCGGACAUCAUCCUACCUACUGAAGAGAUCAUUAGCCGACUCUUCAAUGAGGGUGUUGGCGCCGAAGACGACGAGGAAAGGUUGGAGGAGAAUUUGGCCACUGCAGCAGACCGCUUGUCCGAGCAUGUCUGGGAGCCCUACUCGGCUUCUCUUCCCAAGGGCAACCAGGAGCAUGAAGCAAAAGUUGGACCAGGACCCAACGAGCCUGACUUCGAGAAGGCAUCGUGGAUAGCAUCAAUGGUCUUCCGGAUUCACCACACGCCCCUCCUCAGGAACCAAUUUGGCGGGACUCAGGUGGUACCGCUACCCCUGGUGCUGUUCAAAUGGCAAGAUGACUAUCAUGACCCAAGUAGAGAUCAGAUAGAAAGCAUCAAAGGCCAUCGGCCCGCACCUGCUGCUCAUAGCCUGUUCUGGCAAGGAGUUUACAUGUCUCUGAUUCGAGGCAAUGUUCAAGCCGCAGCCUCUCUACUAAGACGAGCAGACUGGGACCAGGUCAAGAAAGGCACACGGGCCGAAAAGGCCUACACUGGUCAAGUUCUACUGAAUAUCAACCGCGUUGUCGAAGACGUCUGCUCAAUCAUGGACAUCUGUCCGGGCAUGAAAGACGAAAACUGGGAUAUCCGCAGCAGCGAUUGGACUCUGUUUCGAAUCAAGGCAAAGGCAGCGAAAGAGAACCUGAUCAAUUUUGCGGAAGGAAAGGAUAGGCCGCAUCGUCCAAAUACUCGUUUUGGCAACCCCGAAGUAUCCAACCCAAGAACUCUUACGGGGCUUGCAAGGAAAGCCGAGAGCCGAUUGCCGUGGGAUAUCUACGAAGCUCUUCAAUCGCUCUACUCAAUUCUCAUUGGCGAAGCCGAAGCCAUUACAGCAGCUGCCCAAGAUUGGUGUGAAGCGACUAUCGGCCUCUUCGGUUGGUGGGAUGAUGGCCACAGCAACCGAAAGCUAGGCAUGUCGUUAUCACGGUCACACUCCUUAGCAGUUCAACCUAGCGGCGACGAUGACUGGCUCGACCGCCUCGCCUUGUCCUUCCGCGCUGCUAUGGACUCCGACUUCCACUUCAACUCGCUCGAUCCCGUUGAAGUAUGCAUUGCUUCUAUUUUCGAGAGCAAUGUAGAGGGUAUCAUUGGUUUCUUGCGGGCCUGGUCACUUCCCAUCGCAUCAGCUGUGGCCGAGAUAGCUUCGCUAGGCUGUUGGCUACCCGUCUCGGAGGCAGACCUCAUUGAUCUGCCGAACAGUUUCAGCCAGGAAGAUCUUGAGGUAUUUGGCCUCGACAGAACCCCAGAAAGGGGAGAUCAAGAUGGCAUUAAAGACGCCACGCUAAACCACUACGCACGCGGCCUAAACGACAUCAAGCAACUCACCGGGCGUAUCACCAAGAAAAAUGGAGUAACAUCCCCGGUCACAAGAGAAGGCUGGGAGUUGGCUGUUCAAGUUGUCGGACGAAUGGAUGACGCCGCCCGCUCCGAGGAGUUGGUUAACGAGCUAUUGCAAAGUAUACUUGACCAGCUUGAGCCUGAUAGUCAAGCAACUGUCAACAAGAUGUGGUCACUUCUCAACGACCUCGGCAUGAUCAACUUCGCCGAGGAUACAGCUGAGCGAUAUGGUGACAUCCUGAGGGAGGAUACCUACAGAUUCGGUGAUAUGCUUUGGUACUAUGCAUUGGCUCACCGGCCUGGCAAGGUUCGAGAUGUGCUUAACGGGCUCAUGUCGAUCUCCCUAGCUGAAUCUACCACGUACCCUCCGGAAAGCGAAUUGGACGAUCGACUUCGAUUGGUUCUCAAGGAGCGUACCGCAACUCUUGAGCAGUUCGCCGUACAGGAUCUUGAAGCUGCAGAGCUGCUUGGUAAGAUGCUCAGCGGAUACGCUACCCUACGAAAAUUCUAUGAACUCAGAGAUGGCAAUGGCAUAGGUAAUUCUCGGUCGCUCACGCGACGGCAGCAAGCUGCAACGGCUUUAUCUUUCGUCGUUGCCAGCGCCGAUGACAAUAUUCGUGGUGGUUUGUAUGACGAUACACGCGAUGCAGUGGUCAGCGAGGACUUUAUUCUAGCUUUACUCGGUGAAGCUUCCGUCUUCGUCAACCAAACACCUACCGUUCUUACCCAAGAUCAGCUCGCUACUCUACUGAAAGCAGUCGAAGAUAUCCAGACUGUCGGCUCCAGAGUUUAUGAUGCAGCAGAUGCGUUCUUUCAGAUUGUCAUGUCUUCUGGUCACGGCAAGGGCUCCACACCAGCUGAUUUAAUUAAGAAGUCGACUGGAUCUCUUGGUGGGAGCUUUGUGAUGACUGGGAGCUCCAUGAUGGCUUCGCAGUUGCACAAGUCCAUUAGGGAAAGUGGUGUUCUCAAAGGUCCUAUUAAGCGAACUUGGGAUUGGCGUACAAAUGUGCUCGCAGGAAGCACCUCGGCAGACGUGCUCAAGAAGAUCAGACUCGGUCUGACGAAGGACAUUGCCAACAUCUGGCUCGAGCAAGCUGACAGCAUCAUUGUGUAA